Molecule: messenger RNA, 1170 nt
Organism: Plasmodium yoelii
Lineage: Eukaryota; Apicomplexa; Aconoidasida; Haemosporida; Plasmodiidae
Product: transcription initiation factor TFIID subunit 7, putative
Exons: 2
Coding region: 1-1170 (389 amino acids)
Biological process (GO): RNA polymerase II preinitiation complex assembly; transcription initiation at RNA polymerase II promoter
Cellular component (GO): transcription factor TFIID complex
Molecular function (GO): RNA polymerase II general transcription initiation factor activity
Source: RefSeq, a predicted model, not a curated record
AUGGAAAAAAAAGAGAGGGAUAUAAAAAUAUCACUAAAUAUAAAUGCCAAUAUAAAAGUGGAUGAUUAUUUUGAUGAAAAUCUCCCAGAAGGCAUUGACUCAAAACUUAAGCCAAAUUCAAAGGAUGUCCUUCAAGCUAUAGAGUUAAUUGAAAAUAUCCGAAAUGGAACAUUUAACUACAAAAAUUUGCAGGAGGUUUAUUUUAUGAAUGAUACAGAUUUAUUAAAAAUAAUAAAUGAAGGAAAAUCAGAAGAAAAAUUAAAAAACACACAAAAUAAAAGUCCUAUAAAAAAUAAUGAUGUUUUAGAGGAAAUAAAUGUUAAUAACAAUUAUGGGGACAAUAAUAGAGAAGUUAUAGAAAAUAAUAAAAAUGGAAAUGAAUAUAUUAAUAAUGAAAUGAAAAAUGGUAAAAUAUUUAUGAUGGAUAAUAGCCAAGUAGGAAAAGUAUGUAUUAUUAGAUUUCCUCCUAAAGCUUCGAUAAUAAUAAAAAAACAUUUAAUAGAAAAAGAUUUGGAUUUAGAAAUAAAACCAACUAAUUUGUUAAAUUCUCGAUUUUUUAUAAUUAAUUUUAAAAAUAUAAAUAAAAAAUAUUAUGGAAUAUUACUUGAACUUUCUACACAUAUCGAAAUUCAUAAAACAUUGGAUAGAAACAAUUUAUACAAAACAAAUGAUGUGUCUCAAAUAAUUUAUGUAUAUGAUCCUCAAGAUAAAAAAAAUAAAAAACUUAUAAAAAAAAUGAUAAAUAAUAAUUUUCAAUUAAAUAGUGGAAUUAGUAAUAAAGUUAAUAAUUUUAAUUUUCAAAAUUGGGCAAAAUUAUAUAAAUAUCAUGAUAUUUAUUUUGCAGAAAAAUUAUUAAAUGAUUAUUUAAAUGCUAAUUUUUACGAUUAUUAUGAUAUAUAUGUUAAAACAUAUAAUGAAAUGUAUAACCAUAUUGAGAUUGAACAAGGAGAUUGUAACAAACAAAAUGAUAUUGUUGAUGAGGGUACAGAUAUAAGUAAAAUUUUAAGUUCUUUAGACAAUACUUAUAAUAUUAUGAACAAAAUUGAAAAAGAUAAUUCAGAAAUAAAUUUAGAAACAUUAUUAAAUUAUGAUAUAAGUCAUGAUAAUUAUGAAUCAGACGUCUCAGAUUUACUAUUAGGAGGAAAUUAUUAUUUGAGAAAAAAAAAAUGA